This is a messenger RNA of Parastagonospora nodorum SN15, 462 nucleotides long. RefSeq lists its product as hypothetical. The coding region runs from base 1 to 462 and encodes 153 amino acids. The record is from RefSeq and is a predicted model, not a curated record. The transcript is spliced from 6 exons. NCBI's taxonomy places the organism in Eukaryota, Fungi, Ascomycota, Dothideomycetes, Pleosporales, Phaeosphaeriaceae.
AUGCUGAUCAGUUCCAGAGCAACUUUUCGCUGCAACCUCGCCUGCGGCAGAAGAGGGACCAAGGACCUCUGGCAGAUCCGCAAACUAAAUCUCAUCUACCAUGACCUUGCUACCAAGACCAACGGUAACAUUGGCAGCUUCAGCCUCAAGACAAAGUCUACGGCAGGAGAGGGAUAUCAACCUAUGGCCUCUCUUCUGCAGCAAGCACCUGGCUGCCAGCAAAGCCAGCAAUACGAGUUCUACUUCUGUGAAACUACUGGUCCUGCCAUCGAGGCUCGGAUCGUCACGGAUCGCUCCACCAGCAGCCCAAACGGUGCCGGCUAUCUUGACUCAAUGACUUGGUUUUCCGGCGCGGGAUCAGGUUUGCCGAUAGCUGUAACUCACGAUAUUAUCACAUGGACUUUUGCACCUCUUCUUCCACCACCUGCGCCCCUCCCUCCUUCGUAUCAUGAUCAACCGUGA